AUGCCGACGCCGAUGUUCUUGCGCAUCCUGCGGCUGGCCCGGGUCGCCCGGGCGCUCCGCUUGUUCGUGCAGUUUCGGACGCUCUGGAUGCUGGUCUCGGGACUCAGCUCGUCGCUGUCAGCAAUCCUGAACGUUUUCAUUGUCCUCCUGCUGGUCCUCUUCGUGUUCGCUGCCCUGGGCGUGGAGCUCAUCACCAACAACGAGCAGCUGAAUGACACCAACCGAGCACUGGUGCAGGAGUUUUUCCCAUCCCUGCCGAUGAUCAUGCGGGCAUUGGUGCAGUUUGUGAUCCUCGACGACAUCGGGCCGAUCUACACACCGAUGAUAAAGGAUGAUGCCUGGCUGAUGCUGUUUUUCUUCCCUUUCCUGCUGGUGGUUUCUAUUAUCCUUAUGAACGUGGUCACGGCCGUAGUCAUCGAAGUCUUCCUAGAGCAGGGGAAGCGCGACCAAGAAACGCGACGUUUGUGGAAUAAUCAGAGAAUGCAGCAGUUGCUGCCGAAUUUAAAGAGUAUGUUUAAUGCACUUGACGCGGAUCAGAGUGGUUAUGUUACAUUGGACGAAUUGACGUCCGCCGAAAAAGAUGUGCAGAAAGAGUUGGAGAAGUUGAUGAAUGUAGAUUCCCUCCUCGAUCUGUUUGAAGCUCUGGACGUGGACGGCUCCAUGGAGGUGAGCAUCGAGGAGUUCCUCGACGGCAUGCUGCGGCUGAUUUGCAGCAACCAUUCCAUCGACAUGACUCGCGUCCUCAAGCUGCUGAGGCUGGUCCGACAGGACCUGGAGGAGCUGAAGUACUUCUUCGAGGUGAAGUUCGCACGGGCCACCUUCUGGCACUCCACGGCCUCGGCCAGGACGCAGGAGCCCACGACGAGGGGGAGCGAGCCAGAACAGGGCCAUCUCCUGGGGUCACCUUCCUGCCGGACGCCGGCGAGGACGAGAACGCGGAGCCCCCAGCGGACGUCUGAGGGCGGCCCGCCGUCGGCCGGACGGGGGCACCGGAUGCUCCCCGUCGAGUGUGCAGGGUGA
Prorocentrum cordatum is the source of this 1020-nucleotide messenger RNA. The record is from the annotation of a GenBank genome assembly. Lineage: Eukaryota; Dinophyceae; Prorocentrales; Prorocentraceae.